CCGGUGAGCACCAGGCGGGUCUAUGUUGUGCAGCAGAAACUUUCAAUAAAUAAUUUUUUUUAAGCUCAGAAGGUUUGUUCAUGAUUUUGUUCUGCUAAACAAACAACCUCGUUUCCAGCUGCUCACAGAAAUCUAUGGAUUCAGGACCGCGAUGUGAACAAUGUGUUGAGGGUUCCUUCGUUUCAGUACCAUGUUCUAAUAAGUCUCAAUGGGCUUUGUGUCAGGUGAUCAACAUAACUGAAGUAAAAGAUAGACAACCUCACAGAACAUGUGAAAAAUUAAACGGAACUGAACAUGAAACAAUAAAAUGGCCUGAAGCACGAUACAACUUGUACAUUGGAUUGGCCUUAGCAGUCACCUCUAGUCUCCUCACUGGAUGCAGCUUUAUACUUAAGAAGAAAGGUCUCUUGCGAGUGUCUGAGAAAGGAAUUACAAGAGCUGGUCAAGGAGGAUAUGCCUAUCUAAAAGAGUGGCUGUGGUGGGGAGGACUUCUCUCUAUGGGUGCUGGGGAAGCUGCUAACUUUGCUGCCUAUGUUUUUGCACCUGCUACACUGGUUACACCAUUAGGUGGGCUAAGUGUGCUUAUAAGUGCUGUGCUUGCAUCAUACGUUUUAAAUGAGCAACUGAACAUUCAUGGCAAGUUAGGAUGUACUCUGAGCAUUGUAGGAUCAACAAUAAUAGUGAUCCAUUCACCAGAAGAGGAAGGAAUCCAUUCCUUGCAUGAGAUGGAAGAAAAGUUGAAAGAGACAGGCUUCCUUACAUUUGCCAGUAUAACAAUCAUAGUCUGUGUGGUGCUGAUGAUCUUUAUUGCUCCUAAACUGGGACCAACCAAUAUACUGGUCUACAUCUCCAUUUGUUCAUUGAUUGGAGCUUUUUCUGUGUCAUCUGUGAAGGGACUAGGUAUUGCUAUAAAGGAACUACUUGAAAAGAAACCUGUCAUCAACAAACCAUUGAGCUGGAUUCUACUCGGUACUUUGAUCGUAUCCGUCAGCACUCAAAUCAAUUAUCUAAAUAAAGCUCUUGAUACCUUUAACACUGCUAUAGUGACCCCUAUUUACUAUGUAUUGUUCACUACUAUGGUCUUAAUUUGCUCUGUUAUCCUUUUCAAAGAAUGGAAUAAUGUAGAAAUUAAGGACAUCAUUGGGAUUGUAAAUGGAUUUUGUACGAUAAUCUUGGGCAUCUUUUUACUUCAUGCUUUUAAGGAUAUACAAUUUACGUGGGAACAAUUAAUAUCUCUCAUUAAAAAAAGUGCAAAUGCAGAAACAAACAGAUUUGGUCAGGAUUACCAUCAUGUAUUACUGGACAAUAUGGAUAGCCCAUCUGCUGUUUAUGAUGAUGAAGAAAUGAAUUUAUUCUUUAACAGAAGAAAUGUUGGUUUUCGAGAGCAUUCUAACCUACAGUAACAAUGCACAACUUUGUGAUGAAUGCUUCAUGAAUCUGUUAAAUUUGAAUCCCAUCAAAGAAUUCCAGGAUCUUCACAUUGCCAUUAAAUGAAAAUCCUUACCUUUAUGGUGUUCACUUAUGGAUUGUACAGUCUUUUGGAUUUCAAGAUUAUUUUUGCACUAAAGAAGUAUGUUUUCCAAAACUCCCGAUUUAAGUAUGACAAAUAACAAAAAUGUGCUCCAGUUUAGGUAACUUGAAUUUGACUGUAUUUGAUUUGUGAGUAAUAGACUUAUUUCAGUGUGUGGUGUUUACUUCAGGAUUCACAAAACUGGAACCAAUGCAAAAUGUAAAUAUUUGUUCUUAGAUAAUGUGAUUCUAGUGUUUUGAUGGUAUAACCACAGUCAAAAUAGACACUUGUAUGGCAGUAUAACAAUUAAAGUAUGGAAUGCAAGGUAGCUGUUAAGAUAGUUGCAUUGUAAGUAUCUGGCUUUUUAAAACACUGACAGCACAUGUUUAUUUUAAUAAACUAAAUCUUUGCAUUUGACCAACA
This is a messenger RNA of Rhincodon typus (whale shark), 1933 nucleotides long. Its product is annotated as magnesium transporter NIPA2-like. Bases 135 to 1403 code for a protein of 422 amino acids. The record is from RefSeq and is a predicted model, not a curated record. Gene Ontology annotation, cellular component: membrane. The transcript has 6 exons. Lineage: Eukaryota; Metazoa; Chordata; Chondrichthyes; Orectolobiformes; Rhincodontidae. Gene Ontology annotation, biological process: magnesium ion transport. Gene Ontology annotation, molecular function: magnesium ion transmembrane transporter activity.